This is a messenger RNA of Paramormyrops kingsleyae, 2107 nucleotides long. The record is from RefSeq and is a predicted model, not a curated record. NCBI's taxonomy places the organism in Eukaryota, Metazoa, Chordata, Actinopteri, Osteoglossiformes, Mormyridae.
AGCGAGGCUACAGCAGACCCGCGCGCUUGUGUGUUACGCGACCCACUUACAGCACAAGUGACGUUACUUACUCCAGAUCCGUUAUAUAACGCUGAACCUAGUCAAUAACUUUACUUUUACUAUUGCUGAGAUAGCCAAGGAAAUCUGUUAAUUGUCGUACUUCUAAAAUUUCUGAUAAACUACAGUUGCUUUAUCAGGAAACAAUUACGGGUAUGGGCGCCAAUACAUGCCGAGUUAACUAACUACAGUAACUUGUUAACUCCAUCUGGUCGACAGUGCUAACCGGCGAAGGCGUGGGGGGAUCCUCAGGCAACCGACGAGUCGAAGCAGAGGAACCUACAGGUGACCAAUGAGGUGCCAGAGGGGGACCCGCAGGCGACCGCCGAGCAGGAGCCCGGGGGAACGCAGGCACCCAUCGAGCCCCAGCCAAGGAGACGAAGGAGGCGAGCCAGGGGGCAGGUGUCCCCUCCUCUUCCGGGAGACCGAGAGAGAGAGCAGUUGUGGGGUAGAUGUUUAACAUGUCCUCUCUGAUGUCUGCGAGUACUACCCAGAGGACUCUCUCUGCCCACUUGCAGAAAUGGAAGACAAAGGAUCUGAGCUUUAUGGCAGAACCUUGGAAUUCCACCCCUUGAACCUGUGGCACGUGAUCGCAGUCGGAGCGUAUGAUAAAGUAGGAGGGUGGUGUGCUGUGAAGGAGAAGCAAGUGCACUACCGACCAGGACCAGGUGUUUGUGAGCUGACUACUCAUACACCAUGUUUGUGUCCAGUUGGGUUCUGUUGGCUGUCCUUGUCGUGGGAGUACAUCCCCCCCACAGCCAUCAACAGCACCCUGCGGCUCAUCGCUCUACGGCAGACCAUGGCUCUGCUCAGCAUCCACGCCUACAUCAUCCCUGGCACCGAUGCCCAUCUGAGUGAAUAUAUCGCCCCACGCGAUGCUCGGAGGGCCUGGAUGACGGGCUUCACUGGAUCUGCUGGCACAGCGGUGGUGACCCAGACGCAGGCGGUAUUGUGGACUGAUAGUCGAUACUGGGUGCAGGCCGAGCGACAGAUGGACUGCAACUGGGAGCUGGUGAGAGACUCAUCGACAAACAGUAUUGCAAACUGGCUGAUCCGGGAGGUUCCAGAGGGCAUGGAGAUCGGCUUUGACCCCUUUCUUUUCUCUGUUGACACGUUUGAGGCCUUUAACAGUAAGCUGGCCUCAGCCAACCGAUCCUUGAAGUCCCUCCCUGACAACUUGGUGGACAAAGUGUGGACAGACCGUCCCCCACUUCCCCCUGAAAACCUCUUCCGCCUCCCAGACAACAUCAUCGAGAGAACCUGGCAGGAGAAAGUGCAGGAUAUCCGGCAGCAGAUGAGUGACAAUCCCUACAAGCCGACGGCCAUCCUGCUGUCUGCACUGGACGAGACGGCCUGGCUCUUCAACCUGCGUGGUAAUGACAUCCCCUACAACCCCUUCUUCUACUCCUACACCCUGCUGACCCAGGACGACAUCUGGCUGUUUGUACACAACCAGCGAGUGACAGAGGAGCUGCAUGCCUACCUGAAUGCGUCAUGUCAGGAUUCCCUCUGCGUACAGCUGCCAGGCUACGACCGCGUGCGUAACGAGCUCCAGGGCUAUGUGGAGGGGCCUGGCGUGAGAGUGUGGAUCGGCACUGAGUUCACCACCCGCGGCUUGUCUGAGAUCAUCAGCCCAAAGGAGAAGCAGCUGACCAGCGCAUAUUCCCCAGUGCUCAUCACCAAAGCGGUGAAGGACGAGACAGAGGAGCGGGUGCUGAGGCAGGCUCAUGUGAGGGAUGCAGUCGCUGUCAUCCAGCUGUUGACCAGGCUGGAGAAGACUGUCCCUGAGGGGCAGGAGACAGAAUUGACCGCCGCCCACUUUGUGGACGAGUGUCGCAGCAAGCAGAACUUCAACAGGGGACCCAGCUUUGAAACCAUAUCGGCCAGUGGGCCCAACGCUGCCCUGGCCCACUACAGCCCCACCAACGAAAGCUGCCGCACGCUGACCGUGAAUGAGAUGUUUCUCCUUGACUCGGGUGGCCAGUAUCUAGAUGGUACAACUGACAUCACUCGGACUGUGCACUGGGGUACUCCCACCGACUUUCAGAAG